GCAAGUAGGUAGCUCCUCUUUCGAUUAAUCCUUUUUAGAAGAAAAGAAAAAUAAUAAUUAUUCUCUUCGUUCUUUCUCGGUCUCCUUGCAAGCUCCGCUUUCGAUUUCAGAUGUCGGCAUACGACAAUGUUAUUGGUGGGAAGCUAAAGCUAAAAGGGAAGGCCUUAGAUGUGAAAGCAGGUGGAGUAAAGAAGAAGAAGAAGAAACAGAAGAAACACGAAGAACAAGCUCUUAAGAUUACUGAACAUGAACUCAUAGAAGGAGAAAACGCAGAAACAUUGGGUAAAUUGAUGGAAGAAGAAGAAGAGGAGGAGGGUAGGAGUGAAAAGGAGGAUGGAAAAGUGCAACCUGAUGAUGAUGAUGAUGAUCUGUUAACGCCAGCAGAAAGAAGGUACAUAGAGCAGAAGCAGAAACUGGAUGUGCAGAAACUAGCCAAGGAAGCGAACAAGUCUCACCGUAACAGGAUUGAGGAUUUCAAUCAGUAUCUGGCUAACAUGAGUGAGCACUACGAUAUCCCUAAAGUCGGACCUGGUUAAAUCUACCUCUUCCUUCUCUCUCUCUGCUUAUUGAUAAAUCUGGCCUUGUUAAACAACUACUGUUGUUGGAUCUCUCUUGUGUUAUUCCCGUAACUUUUUUAUUAUGUGACCUCUGCUCUUUUUAUGACUGACAAAUAUUCGUGGGAUGUUCACUCUUCCUUCUGUAUCUCUCAAUUUCCAGACUUGUUCUAUUA
Messenger RNA from Brassica oleracea var. oleracea, 730 nucleotides. RefSeq names its product protein FAM32A-like. The coding region runs from base 111 to 536 and encodes 141 amino acids. Gene Ontology annotation, cellular component: nucleolus. The record is from RefSeq and is a predicted model, not a curated record. NCBI's taxonomy places the organism in Eukaryota, Viridiplantae, Streptophyta, Magnoliopsida, Brassicales, Brassicaceae. The transcript is spliced from 3 exons.